Eimeria mitis is the source of this 2133-nucleotide messenger RNA. RefSeq names its product RNA binding motif-containing zinc finger protein, putative. Gene Ontology annotation, biological process: mRNA splicing, via spliceosome. The record is from RefSeq and is a predicted model, not a curated record. Gene Ontology annotation, molecular function: mRNA binding; snRNA binding. Lineage: Eukaryota; Apicomplexa; Conoidasida; Eucoccidiorida; Eimeriidae. Bases 1 to 2133 code for a protein of 710 amino acids. Gene Ontology annotation, cellular component: precatalytic spliceosome. The transcript is spliced from 7 exons.
AUGGACGGGAACUUCCAAGCGCCCCAUGGCGCCUCAGCGAGCCUUUCUGGAGGGCCCCCUCCCCUCCCAGGCGGUCCUCCAUCAGUAGGAAGUCUCCCUUCUGGCGCUUUUCCAGGGCCCCCCAACGCGGGGGGAUCCCUGCCUCCUCUGCUGCCUGGCUUACCGUACCCACCUCAAGCCUUACUGAGUGGCCCAGGGGGGCCAGGGUUGCCGCCCCCUGUAUUGGGCCCCCCGCCUGCAAUGGGUCCAGGCUCUGGUGGCGGGGAAGAGGGUGGGGGUCCGUCUGGGGGCGCUCCGUCAUGGACUUUAGAAGGUCGGGGUCGUACAGAGGGUCCCCCACGGCAAAGCUCAACGGGGGGCCGCAAUUUGUACAUCCACAACGUGUCUAAGGAGGCACGAGAGGCGGACGUGAGAGCUUUUUUCUCUCAGUGUGGCGAAGUCGAAAGUGUUGCCCUUAGGGUCAACCAGCGGGUGGGGCCGAAUGCCGUCUACGCCUUCGUCCUCUACAAAAACGCAGAGGACGCCAGACGAUGCUUCGAAACCCUCAACGGAAAAACAUUUAUGGGCCGCUGUGUCCGCGUAGAGUACCAACGGGGACGCGCGGGAGGCCGCAAUCCUCCAGUAGACGACGCGGGCUCGGAGGCGGGCAGCGAGGCGCAUGCUGCUGCUGUUGCUGGAGGGAACGCCAACAGCAGCAGGCGGCCCAAUAGGGGCAAGCAGCACGAGAGGGGCGGGAACCGAAGCGACAGAGAUUGGGACAGAAGAGGCAGACAGCCCAUGAGGCCGGUGGACGACGAGCGGCGGGAUGGGGAUCCGCGUAUACGGGACUGGGGUCACGACGAGGAUGCGAUGUAUCGUAGGGACGGCCACAAUGGUCUUAUGCUUCCGCCACAGCCACAGCCGCCGCCGCAGCAACAGCAACAGCCGCCGCCGGAGCAACCGCAGCAGCAACUGGAGAUUCCGGUGGCUCGCGAACCGCUCUUGUUGUUCCCUCUGCUGCAGCAGCACCGGGCCCGGCAGGGCUUCCCUUUCCUCAAGGAUUUCUCUUCUUCUCCUACUGCUGCUCCUGCUGCGACGUCGGGCCUCCCUGCAGCCCCAGCAGGAACUGGGGCCCCGGGCUGUGGCGCGGGCGCGCAGUGGAGGUGGACUUUGGGACGCAAUGACCGCAAGAAGGUUGCGGUUACGGCCCUUUGUCUACAGGGGGAGGUCCCACUGGAGAUGCAACAGGCCUCGGGGUACGUCUGCGCGCAGCUGCAAAGCAUGUUGAACGUCAGCCACCGAAGCAAGUGCGAGGAGUUGGCCCUCAAGCCCAUGGAUGCGGCGGUGUUGCUCCAACCGGCAUCACCCGAGAACGAAGCUUCCUUCAAUGAAUAUCUGUCAUACUUUAGAUCCAAAGAGCGGGCUGGCGUUGCUUGCCUUCCCGGUGGCGUGUUCCUGUAUUUUGUCCCCCCCGGGUUCCAGGUAUUCGACAAGUACAGAUACCUCUUCCCGCAGCACCUCAGGAACAGCAAUUCAGUAAUGAUUGGGCUUCUUGGGCCUUCCCCCCAGUCGGUAACUGCAACGACAGCGCCGCAUACAGCACCGGAACAGCAACAACAGCCCCAGCAGCAGUGGCAGCAGCAGCAGUUGCCGGGGUCUACACCGCAACAGUCGUGGCCGCAGCAGCAACCUUGGCAGCCGCAGCAGCAGCAGCAGCCGCAGCAGCAGCAGCAACCGUCAUGGCAGCAGCCGCAGCCCCAGCAAGGCUGGGGGCAGCAACAGCAGCAACCUUCGCAAGUUAAACAGCAGUUUGGAAUGACUCAGUCGUGGCAGCAGCAGCCACUUCAACAGCCGCAGCAACAGCAGCAGCCGCAACAAUGGUCGCCAGAUCCUCUGCAGCAGCAGCAACAGCAAGUGCCUCCAAUGCAGCAGCAACAGCAAGUACCUCCAAUGCAGCAGCAACAGCAGCCGUGGCAGCAGCAACAGCAGCAACCGCAGUCUUGGCACCAACAGCCGCAGCAGCAGCAAAGUGGCACUCCUCAGAACAGCUUGCCGGAGCAGCAGCAGCAGCAGCAGCAAGAGGGGCCAACGGGAGGCAUUAGCUGGAUGCAGCAGCUAAGCAACAUGGCCGCCUUCUUAGGCGCCAAAAAGUGA